AUGGCCAUAACUAUUGGUUAUAUAUUGCACAGGAAAAUUGCAGACAAGGUUGCAGCUAAUGGGUAUUUUGUGGUGGUUCCUGACUUCUUCAAUGGGGAACCCUACAAUCCUGAGAAUGUGAACAGGCGUUUUGCCGUUUGGUUAAAAGAUCAUGACCCGGGAAAAGGAAUUGAAACCGCAAAACCUGUUAUUGAAGCCUUAAAAAGUAAAGGUGCUUCCGCUGUUGGAGUUGCUGGUUUCUGUUGGGGUGCUAGGACCGUUACCAACCUUGGGAAAGCCAAACUUGUCCAAGCUUCUGUGCUGUUACAUCCAUCAUAUAUCACUGUGGAUGACAUCCGUGGUGUUAAUGUUCCAAUUGCUAUACUUGGAGCUGAGCAUGACACACUGUCUCCUCCAAAGCUUAUAAAACAAUUUAAACAUGUCCUAGAUGCUAAACCUGAGAUUGAUAGUUAUGUGAAAAUAUUUCCUAACGUCUCACAUGGUUGGACUGUGAGGUACGAUCCUAAUGAUCCGAAAGCUGUGCAGGAGGCAAACAAGGCUCAUAAAAUCAUGAUAGAUUGGUUUAAUAAACAUCUUAAGAAGUGA
Messenger RNA from Sphenostylis stenocarpa, 585 nucleotides. NCBI's taxonomy places the organism in Eukaryota, Viridiplantae, Streptophyta, Magnoliopsida, Fabales, Fabaceae. The record is from the annotation of a GenBank genome assembly.